This is a messenger RNA of Metarhizium robertsii ARSEF 23, 987 nucleotides long. RefSeq lists its product as uncharacterized. The record is from RefSeq and is a predicted model, not a curated record. The transcript has a single exon. Lineage: Eukaryota; Fungi; Ascomycota; Sordariomycetes; Hypocreales; Clavicipitaceae. Bases 1 to 987 code for a protein of 328 amino acids.
AUGAAGGCGUGUGCAACUCUCUCUUUCGGCUUGGCUCUCGCGGCAAGCGCUCACCCCACGGUGAGCACGAGAGCGGACGAGCAGGACUAUAAUGCCACGUACCUGGGCCAGAUACUGCUCGAUCGGCUCGAAAAGAUUGCCAUCAACGAAGAAUCGCCGCCGCGAUUCGUAUCCCCCCAGGCGUGGCAACAUACCUGCCCCGAUGUCCUGCUGAGCUUUCAAGGAGAGCAGGUCCAGUUCUGGCACGAAGCAAGCAUCUAUCCCAACGAUACAAUCAGCAAGAGGGCAUUUUACAUCCCCCACGUGGAAACAGGCGACAUCAAUCCAGGGCCAGGCGACCUCAAGCUGAGCAUCGCCAAGUCCACCAUGAAUUCCAAAAUGGAGAGCAAGGGCUGGACCGUCGGCGCCAGGGUCGCCGGGACGUUUGGAGCCAAGGACGGCCCAUCCGCCAACGUUGAGCUGUCGGCAUCGUACUCGGACACGACGACGACGACAAAGAUGCAGACGGUGACGACGUCCCACGACGCGUCCUGCAAGCCUGGCUACGAGUGCAGGCUUGAGACGUGGACGUUUCAUAUAGCUGUUCGCGCUCGAACCCGUCUACUUCCGUACUAUCAAACGUGGACUGCGGGAGGAGGACACGGUGCCAAAACAGAGACGUGCCAGAUGAAGCAAAGCGUCGCGACGUGCGAGCAAUUCAGGCAGAGACUCAGAGAGUGGUGCGAUUAUUCCCCCGAGGUCAACAACAAGGGGGUGUGGCCGCCCGCGCCGCUCGACCGCACCGAGGACAUUGAGCUCAAGCUGCCCAUUGCGGAAGCAAACGGGAACCAGCUCAUGUCUCGGAUUGUGCUGGUAUCGGAGCCCAUCAUGAGGAAGAAGUCGGGGGACGUGCCAGAGGCCGUCAAGGAAGGCACCCAACAGACCAUCAAGGAGGCCAUGGAGAGAGGUACAAGGUUCCAGGUUCUAGAUUCGUCGUCGUCGUCGUGA